CACGAAAUCGCUCGCAAGAAAAAUGUCAAAACUGCUGGAAUUAAAAUCAUUUUUGCCGGUCGAGAAUUACCCGAUGAAUUAACACUCGGGAAUGCAGAGAUGAACCACAGCGUCAUUCAUGCUGUUCAGAAAUCUGGUCAGAUCUCAGUUGAUGCAACUUACAAUGCGAAUGAUGGUUUGACGAAAGUGAAACUGACACAGGAUGACGAAGAUGAAGAUGGUGAAUCUGAACAAUCAGGCAAGCAAAGUUUCUUCUUUGUUUAUUGUAAAACUUGCAAGAAACUAACACGAGGAAAAUUGCGAUGUCGAUGUUCAAAUUGCAAGGAAGGAAGCUUUGUUCUAUCACAGGAAUUUUAUUUCAAAUGUGGGGAACAUCAUGGUAGAGAUGAACAGGCCCUAUUAUCAAUGUUGAAAUCUAACAUCAGAAAUAUUCCCUGCAUCACAUGCUCUAAAAUAUCAUAAUGCGGUUGAAUAUUU
Dendronephthya gigantea is the source of this 477-nucleotide messenger RNA. RefSeq lists its product as uncharacterized. The record is from RefSeq and is a predicted model, not a curated record. The transcript is spliced from 5 exons. NCBI's taxonomy places the organism in Eukaryota, Metazoa, Cnidaria, Anthozoa, Malacalcyonacea, Nephtheidae. Bases 100 to 462 code for a protein of 120 amino acids.